Molecule: messenger RNA, 3909 nt
Organism: Microdochium trichocladiopsis
Lineage: Eukaryota; Fungi; Ascomycota; Sordariomycetes; Xylariales; Microdochiaceae
Product: ankyrin repeat-containing domain protein
Exons: 4
Coding region: 1-3909 (1302 amino acids)
Biological process (GO): nucleoside metabolic process
Molecular function (GO): catalytic activity; protein binding
Source: RefSeq, a predicted model, not a curated record
AUGGACGCCGAGGAAAUGCUCGAGCCCUCGAGCUACACGGUCGGCUGGAUCUGCGCCCUCGCGACCGAGUUCAACGCGGCCAAGGCGUUUCUCGAGGUCGUCCACACCGGCGUCCCCUACACAUCGCAGCACGACACCAACACCUACGCGCUCGGGCGCAUCGGCCCGCACAAUGUUGUCAUCGCCGUGCUGCCGGACGGCGAGUACGGCACGACGACGGCCGCGACGGUCGCGCAGGGCCUGCUGGGCAGCUUCUCGAACGUGCGCGUAGGGCUGAUGGUCAGCAUCGGGGGCGGUGCGCCGAGCUCGCGGCACGAUAUCCGCCUCGGGGACGUUGUUGUGAGCAGUGCUGGGGCUGGGAAGGGAGGCGUGUUCCAGUACGACUACGGCAAGGUCAUCCAGGGGCAUGACUUCCAGCAUAACGACUAUUUAAACCGGCCGCCCACGUUACUGAGGACGGCGGUCAGCGCGCUUCGCAGCCAGCACGAGAUGGAGGGGAGCCAGCUUGACGAUAAGGUCCAGGCGGCCCUGCAGCGAUGGCCUAGAAUCAAGAAGAAAUACUCGCGCCCGGCUGCGGAUAGCGACCGACUUUACCUGUCGGACGUAUUGCACCGCAACUCUGACACGGCGAGUGACGACUGCGGAAAGACCUGCGGUAGUGAUCCGGCGCGGCUCAAGACUCGAGCCGCCCGGGAGGAAGACGAGGACGACCCGCAAAUUCACUAUGGUCUCAUUGCGAGCGGCAACUCGUUGAUGAAGGACGCCACGAUCCGCGACAAGAUGGCCGAAGAGAAGGGAGUGCUUUGUUUCGAGAUGGAAGCAGCCGGGCUCAUGAACCAUUUUCCGUGCCUUGUUAUCAGAGGGAUCUGCGAUUACUCGGACACACACAAGAACAAGCAGUGGCAGAGCUAUGCGGCAAUGGUUGCUGCCGCGGUUGCUGUAGACUUGCUCCGCCUCGUCUCGGCGACCAAGGUGGAACACGAGACCCGCCUCAAGGAUACUAUUAAGCACAAGACGAAAGCCGCCGUGAAAGCCACUAGCAGCGAGCAACAUCACGAAAAGAUUCGCUGCUGGCUGUCGCCGCCAGAUCCUUCUACUAAUGCAGCCGCGGCGAGAGAGCGGAGGCAAGCUGGUAGCGGGAGCUGGCUGUUCGAAAGCGAUGCAUUUCGGCAGUGGCAAUUUGGCCAGCGGCGGCAUCUCUGGCUUCAUGGGCGGGCUGGCUUCGGCAAGACAAUCCUUAGCACGACGAUAUACGAGCAGCUCGAGCUAGCGGGAGGAUUUACUCUGUUUCGCUUCUUCUUCGACUUCAGAGACGCGCGAAAGCAGUCCCUCGAGAGUCUUCUUCGGUCACUAGCCUAUCAACUGCACCAGAUGAGCAGUGAGCCAUCGCGGAUUGUUGAUCAGGCUUUCGAGUUGCAUGGCUCGGGUAAACGGCAGCCUGACUUGAGUGCCCUCUCCCAGACCAUUGUGGCGGCCCUCACCGCUACACCCAAGGCCGUGCUUGUCCUCGAUGCUCUCGAUGAAUGCACGACGCGUCGCGAGCUGUUGCUUUGGCUGAGAGACACUGUCAAGAACCUCGAGGGGUGUGAUUUCAAGCUCAUCGUGACGGCGAGGCCGGAGCCGGAGUUUGAGCGAGAAGUGCCUCCAGUCUUUGGCCCUGAGAACUGUGUCGCCCUGGACAAGACGGCAGUGGACGCCGAUAUUCGCUCCUACGUGAUGGCUGAGCUCCAGGAGCCCCGCUUCUCGGAAAAGGGCAUUCCUCAGAGCAUUCUGGAUAGCAUUGUGGACAAAGUGGGAGAUGGAGCGGACGGCAUGUUCAGGUGGGCAUUCUGCCAAAUGGAUGUUCUGGCAAGGUGCCAUCAUGCUGAAGCUCUUGAGGGAGCCUUGACGAGUCUGCCUAAGAGUCUUGACGAGACGUACGACCGCAUGCUGGCAAACAUCCCAACAGAGCUCCAGAGCGAUGCGGCCAGACUCCUGCGAUUCAUGCUGUCUAUGGACCGUCCAAUGACAGUAGACACCGCGAUUGAUGUCAUCGCCACACGCAUAGAUGGGGAGCAAGACAAACGUGGCUUCAACCGUGACCGCAGGCUGUUCCGAAAGCAUGACUUGCUUGAGUACUGUCCGGGGCUGAUAAUAUUCAGUCACGAGGAGGAUAUGCCGACAGUUCACCUUGCUCACUUCUCUGUCAAGGAGUAUCUUCACAGACACGAUCGAUUCCAGCAAGUCCUCAUCAGUGAAGAGGUAAGCCUGGUCUGUCUCAGCUACAUGAUGUCGGCCACAUACAAAGUCAUGAAGUUGUAUUCUCUAGCGUACUGGGCCAAGGAGCUCUGGAGCCGCCACACGAGGAUGGCGCAGAGUUCGGCAGCAGUGGUAGAGGUCGUGUCCCUUUUUCUACAAGACGAAAGAAGCCUUCAAGGAUGGCUUACUCCCUACGAGGAGUUCGAAACCGUGUUGGCUCCAAACGGGCUCUACUAUGCCUGCCAGCAUGGCCUGCUCCCGGUUGUGAGUAGGUUUCUUGCUGCUGGAAUGGCCAUUAAUGCCCAAGGGCGCGCUUUUGGGACGCCGCUUCAAGCCGCCGCCAGGUUCGGCCAUGAGGACGUUGUGACACUUCUGCUGCAGAGUGGUGCAGACGUCAACCUCCGUAAUGCACGCUACGGAUCUGCUCUGCAGGCAGCGGCCAGAGGGGGCCACCUGUCCAUUGUGCGCCAGCUUCUCGACAGCAAGGCAGAUAUUGAGUCGAGUGGUGGUCGUUAUGGCAGUGCGCUCCAGGCGGCGUGCUGGGGAAGGCAUGAAGACAUUGUACGUCUUCUGCUGCGUCGAGGAGCAACGGUAGAUCCUGAAGCGGGGGAAGGUUGGGCCGUUAAGUUCCUUAUAGGAUACAGGGACGGAGACGAGAGCGGUCGCCUGAUCGAGCACGAAGAAUCAUGGCAUUCCCUGGCUGGAAAGGACAUGUACCUGAGUGGGUUGGAGGUGGCUUCGGGCAUGGGCGACUGCGGGAUUGUGCAGUUGCUGUUGGACAACGGUGCUGCCGUAGGCCGGAUCAGCAAACGUGGCGGAGGCGCUCUGAUAUUAGCCGCGCAAGAAGGGUCCUGCGACAUUGUCAGGCUCCUGCUCGACAGGCUGACUCCCGCAACGGCUGGAGCUUGCCGCGGUGGUGCCGCCGUGCUGGCUGCCCGUAAGUACCGGCAUGCGGACAUUGUUGGGGUCCUGCUGACCAGCGACAUGCUUGUCUUCACCGAGGACGAAUUCACCGAGGCACUUAUCGGAGCCUGUGAAAGUGGAGAACUGGCCAACGUCCAGCUUCUGUUUGGCCACGGCGCAGUUGCAAACACAGAAAACUAUUAUGGCAUGACGCCUCUCAUGGCAGCUGUGUACGAGGGCUCGCUCGAGAUUGUGCGGUAUUUGGUCUCGCAUGGAGCAGACGUCAACGCCAUAGGCUCGCUCGAGAUUGUGCAGUAUUUGGUGUUGAACGGCGCAGACGUCAACCCGAAGUCUGAAAACUUCUGCCUCGAUACUCCUCUCGCUGCAUGCCUCACCGCCGGCUACCGCUUCGACUUUGCCAUUCUGCAACUGCUCAUUGCCCAUGGGGCCGAUGUAAAUGCACCAAGCCAAUCUUUCGAGACCACCCCGCUCAUUCUCACGCUUGACUUCUGGCCUGGAGCCCCCAAGCAUGUAGCAAAGUACUUGCUGGACCACGGGGCGGACGUCAACCUCCCGGGCGGCUGGCGAAAGCGCACGCCCCUUGAAGUCAGCUUGGGCAGGGGUAAUGCUGCGUACACCAAGCUGUUACUACAAUACGGCGCCGAAACUGGUUCUCUUGACGAUUCUCGAAGAGAACAAAUGCUGAAGCUUCUCUCUAUGGAAAGCGGCACGCCAGCUGAACAACCAAAAGGGUCUGGAAGCAUCUGA